AUUAGUAAAAACUAUUAUUUGAAAACUUCAAAGUUCAUUUGUAAGUUGUAAAUUGUAACUCAUGAAGCUUCUAUCUUUCUUCCCCAAUUCACACUUCGUAACCCAUCCACCCGACACCACAAUCCACAAAUUAACCUCCGAUAAACAACCGCAUCUCCGCCGGAGCACUAGCCCUAACCCUAACCCUAACAACCUCCGAUCGUCUUAAUCUCGCCGGAAGAUGGUGGUUCCGGUGGUUAAAUUCCCAAUAUUCUUAUGCGUAAGAAGUCUAAGCGUAUUAAUACUGAUCCUAGUUCUUAUAUGGAAUGUUCACUACAGAGGAGGAUUGGCUCUUUUCUCCAAAAACAAAGCUCUACUCUUCAACGUUCAUCCUGUUAUGAUGGUGACUGGUCUUCUUUUGUUGAAUGGGGAAGCUAUGAUAGCAUAUAAAACAAUAUCAGGAACAAAGACUUUUAAAAAACUAGUUCAUCUCUCACUCCAAUUCCUAGCAUUCAUACUCAGUCUAAUUGGUUUAUGGGCUGUUUGGAAGUUUCACAACGAUAAAGGAAUCGGCAAUUUCUACAGUCUACACUCAUGGUUAGGUUUAGCUUCCUUACUCCUAUUUGCAAUUCAGUGGGGUGUUGGAUUUGCAACAUUUUGGUGCUCAUGUGGUUCAACGAAAUUCAAAGGUUCAUUGAUGACAUGGCAUAUGUUUUUUGGAGUUUACAUAUAUACCCUUGCUUUAGCUUCUUGUAUCACGGGUGUUUUAGGAAAAAUGACGUUUCUUCAAAUGCACAAGAUUAUUUCACAUUAUUGUGUUGAGGCGAUUUUGGUGAAUGUUUUGGGUGUUUUGAUGGUUGUAUUGGGUGGUUUUGUGAUUUUUGGUGUUGUUUCACCUACAAAUGGGAAAGGAGAUGUUGUUCUUGGAUCUAUUGAGCUAGAAGAACAAGCAAUGGUAUGAUCCUAAAGUACAUGGAUUUUGGUCAUGAUGAUGAUUUUCAGAAUUUUUGGAACAACAGAUUGAUGUUGAUAGAUUGAAUUCUUUAGAAACAUGUAACAAUAUAAGCUACUCUGUUGAUGAAUAGGUUAACUGGCAACACAUGUUUUGAUUGUUUUCAUGUUUCCUAUCAGUUAUUACUUGAUUCAUCUAUGCAAGUUUUGGUCAGAUUCCAAAUUGAAACCCAAA
Messenger RNA from Lactuca sativa (garden lettuce), 1165 nucleotides. Its product is annotated as transmembrane ascorbate ferrireductase 2. NCBI's taxonomy places the organism in Eukaryota, Viridiplantae, Streptophyta, Magnoliopsida, Asterales, Asteraceae. The record is from RefSeq and is a predicted model, not a curated record. Gene Ontology annotation, molecular function: oxidoreductase activity.